This is a messenger RNA of Marasmius oreades (fairy-ring Marasmius), 972 nucleotides long. RefSeq lists its product as uncharacterized. The record is from RefSeq and is a predicted model, not a curated record. Bases 1 to 972 code for a protein of 323 amino acids. NCBI's taxonomy places the organism in Eukaryota, Fungi, Basidiomycota, Agaricomycetes, Agaricales, Marasmiaceae. The transcript is spliced from 2 exons.
AUGUUAUUAGACUUGCAAUCCUACGCACGAAAAUCGAGAUACGGAGCCUUACAUAGUGAAAAAGAACCAGGAGAAGUGAUCGGUGUAGAACCCACCUUCGACGAUAUUCUCGAAAUGUCAGAAUUUGGAGUGUCAGAAGAUCCAGAUGCACCCGGGGAUUCUGAUCACAUCACAGCUCUGCCACCUCAGAGUCAACUGGCAAAAUGUUUGAAGGAUUUACAGAACUACCGCGCCACACCUCGCGACGUGGCUAGUAUCGUCUCAGACCGCCCUCGAUUAACGCGUUACCUUCAGACCUCAUUCGAAUACAUUGCGAGUCAGAGGAAGACAUGGCAUGAAGUUUCGCGAAUUCAGUCCGACGGUCGGAGCCGUCAAGGCCAGAUUCUUGAGAACAUCGAAACCAAACUCGCCCAUCUAGUGGGAAAAUGUAGGGUUUUGGAACGAGAACUUAGCAGAGAUAAAAAAUCAUACACAAUCCAAGGGGAAGUGAAGGAGCGGCUGAAAAAGAAUCAAAGUUCAUUGACGUAUUUGCCCUCGCCGUGUGCUACCGCAGGAUCUUGCUCUGACACUAGACUUGCACAUGAUUUCAAUAUCGAACUCGAUCAACAAAUAGAAGAAUUAUCGACGGCGGGCAAUAUGGUUUCGGAAGUAACGACACAGGAGUUGGCGUUGCAGCUCAAGGUUCGCCUAGAGACGUUCCAAUGUUGGCAUGAGAAGGACGAUAUGAAACUCAGCAACGCUGAGCAACUGGCGGAGGAGUGCCAAGAGUCGUUUGAAACCGCAGUCCGAGCCGUGGUGUGGGGGCACGAAAACUUUCCGGAUUUCCAAGGGUUGCUGGAGGACUUGAGGUUGAAAAUGGCACAGAGAGAAGAGUCAUUGGUUACCAGGUGUCUGAGGGAUAUCGAGAAAGUCGAAAGGAUGGAUAUCAUCGGCGGUACAAACACCGAUAAACCAGACGAUCAACUCGUUUAA